Messenger RNA from Coprinopsis cinerea okayama7#130, 525 nucleotides. RefSeq lists its product as hypothetical. Lineage: Eukaryota; Fungi; Basidiomycota; Agaricomycetes; Agaricales; Psathyrellaceae. The coding region runs from base 1 to 525 and encodes 174 amino acids. The record is from RefSeq and is a predicted model, not a curated record. The transcript is spliced from 3 exons.
AUGUCGCAUAGUGUUGGAGAAUCGAAGCAAUUUGAGAGAGCAGUGGAGAGUGUAGCGGUCCAAAAAGAGGCGAUUGAUAUCAAACGAGCGCCCGUGGCUCCCUUGUGUAAGCGUUCUCCCGCGAGCUCGCCGCUACCUGACGUCAGUGAACAGGCUAGCCCGAGUAGAAGCGGACCCAGGUCCCAGGACAAGGUGUUCACCACCGAUGUCCCUGCGCAUGGCGUCAUCUGCAAAUUGACCGACAGGUUUUCCACUGGCGGGACUGGUGAAUAUCUCUAUCUCUACCACACGAAACCUGACACCGGAGUCAAUGACCCAGAACUCAAUGAGAGUCGAGAAGUUCUUCCUGGCCGAGUACUAGCAGCGCCAGACUCCAUCGGGCGCUUAUCGGUCUGGCCUCUGUUAGAGAACGCUUCAAAUGUCGCUCGACAACGAGGCCACUGGCAUACGGGUGGAGCCUUUUCAACGUUCGCAUAUGGAACAUCAUAUUUUUUCACCAAGUAUAGUGUACGUUAUGAUAUCUAG